Durotheca rogersii is the source of this 1829-nucleotide messenger RNA. Its product is annotated as DUF1295-domain-containing protein. The record is from RefSeq and is a predicted model, not a curated record. NCBI's taxonomy places the organism in Eukaryota, Fungi, Ascomycota, Sordariomycetes, Xylariales, Xylariaceae. Gene Ontology annotation, cellular component: membrane. The coding region runs from base 385 to 1452 and encodes 355 amino acids. The transcript has 4 exons.
CUUGUCCCCUUCCACUUACCUAAUAAUAUGGGUUGUUGUUGAGAGUCGAAAGCUAAGGGGGAGCUUACGAAUAGGUCUGAUAGGCUGGGAACAUCUCCAGCACCUGUGAUGGACCCUCUUUUCUCGCCAGGUAACCGGCUCGUGCAGCAUCGUAUGUACUCCAUGGUAGUACCUGUAGGUACGUGGACUCAUUAGGUACCCCUGACAAUGGUUGGUCUGUGUGGGCAAUGCCGAAUUGAUCAGCCACUCCAACUCAGCCUCCGACAUUUCUACACAAGGUAUUUUAGCUCUACACACCAAGGCUAUGACGUCCUCCAAUAACACGUAGGUAUAUUCAAUACCUUCAUUUACUUCACCCUCUUGGACACGGCCGAAUUUUUGAAAAUGGAACUCCCUUCUCCCGCCACGCUCGAAGCUUGCGCCGACUACGAUCUGACUAUCGAACCCUACCUAUCGAAACUCGGCGAACUACCAUGGAUGGUAGCGGAGGUCGUGUCGAGCCGAGGAUCCCUCGUUGAGCUGUACAAGAACACCAACCCCUUAGUAUCAGGACUCGGUUUCUCUAUCUUUCUCGGUGCCGUCUUCCUUGUCGUAUCUGAAGUCAACCGGAACUACUCCCAGGUUGAUCGUAUGUGGAGUCUACUACCCACGAUCUACAACGCCCAUUUUGCUGUCUGGUCUCAUCUCAACAGUCUCCCAAGCCAAAGACUCGACCUAGUGCUGCUCUGGAGUGUGAUUUGGAGCGCCCGACUGACCUUCAAUUACUGGCGGAAAGGCGGCUAUAAUAUUGGGUCGGAGGACUAUAGGUGGGAAAUAAUUCGUGGCUAUUUGCCCCCGGCGCUGUUCUUCAUUUUAAAUGGAACAUUUAUAUCGUUCAUUCAGAGCAUAUUGCUCUUCCUACUAGCGGCGCCAACGUACAUCAUCUUGCUGGCUUCGAAAUUCGAAAAGGAAAUCACGGUGGCAGAUUUGAGCUUUGCGGCAGUCCAGCUAGGGCUCAUCCUCUCCGAGUGGGUUAGCGACCAGCAGCAAUGGGCUUACCAAAGAGCAAAGCGGCAGUACCAGACCACUGCCAAAGUGCCCCGCGGAUGUGGAUUCACGCAGGAAGACCUCGAUAGGGGUUUUGUCACAUCUGGGUUUUGGGCAUACAGUAGGCAUCCUAACUUCGCUGCCGAACAGACGAUCUGGAUUGUUCUCUACCAGUGGAGCUGUUACGCGAGCAAGACUCUCUAUAGUUGGGCAGGUCUCGGCCCACUAUUUCUGGUCUUGUUAUUCCAAGGAUCGACUUGGCUCACGGAACUAAUCAGCUCGGGGAAAUAUCCGGAGUACAAGCUCUACCAGAAACAGACCGGAGCCCACCUACCCAGCUUUAGCCCGUACAAAAAACCCGUGGUGACGCCAAAGGUGAUUCGGACGAGUGAGUUGGCAAGGCGACAGAAGGCAAAGCAAAAGUAAGAUGGAGAUGGCUACCCGUUCGCCCAGCGACAUAGAUGUGGUUGAUACACCCACAUGAGCAGUGCGAGGGGGGGCGACCCAUAUUGCUCGGGUCACAACUCCGACCUGCCCGCCUGUCUCCGCGCAUCGCCGUAUCGUGGCGCAGACGUGCGGCGUUACCUCGAACAGCAAAGCGCUUCAUGAAAAUUCACCUGCUAUGGACGGAUGUGGGGAGGUCCUCGGUUUAUAUAUCUGUUUGGAUCUAAGAGCAGUAAGGCAGCCAGCUUAUGAAUAAUAUUUCCUCUCGAGUCAAACUUAGCGUAUACCUACAUACACAAAUGAAUGAAGCGUGCGUCUUACUGCAUAUGCAUGCUGUUGAACGAACCUCGCUACCAUAA